This is a messenger RNA of Sarcophilus harrisii (Tasmanian devil), 5208 nucleotides long. It is a transcript of the gene GNG12, whose product is annotated as G protein subunit gamma 12. Lineage: Eukaryota; Metazoa; Chordata; Mammalia; Dasyuromorphia; Dasyuridae. Gene Ontology annotation, molecular function: G-protein beta-subunit binding. Bases 191 to 409 code for a protein of 72 amino acids. Gene Ontology annotation, cellular component: heterotrimeric G-protein complex. The record is from RefSeq and is a predicted model, not a curated record. The transcript is spliced from 4 exons. Gene Ontology annotation, biological process: G protein-coupled receptor signaling pathway.
CCCCGCCUCCCCCAGAGCUAGGCGGAGCCGGGACCGGAGGAGCAGGCGGAGAGGUCGGAGCAGUCUCUGGUCGCCCGGACAGCCACAGUCCCUGGGCAGCUGCUGCGGAGGGAGAUUUCCUUGACCAUUUGAACCUGAAAACACGGUGUCGGACAGCCUCUUAUCGAUCCCGUCCAGAACCUCCCCGAAGAUGUCCAGCAAGACCACCAACACCAACAGCGUGGCCCAGGCCCGGCGAACCGUGCAGCAGCUGAGGUUGGAGGCGUCCAUAGAGAGGAUCAAGGUGUCCAAGGCGUCUGCGGACCUCAUGUCCUACUGCGAGGAGCAUGCCCGGGGGGAUCCUUUGCUCAUGGGAAUCCCGACUUCAGAAAACCCCUUCAAGGAUAAAAAAACGUGCAUCAUCUUAUAGGGCGUUGGGGAGCCCCCGGUGCCGCCCCCAUGAUCUAAGCAGCUCCAUGAAGAAACGUACCUUCCGCUCACUUGGUAACCACUGCUAAAAACGAAAAUGCUUUUAACUUGUAAAAACAAACAAACAAACAAAAAAUGAGUUUUAAAGCCUUUGUUUUUAAAAGUCUCCCUCUCUUUAGAGCAUACCCUUUACAAAAUGGAUGGGAAUCGGUCCGUUUGUCCUUGGUUUCAGUUGAAAUGACUCCAGGUGGUUCUUCUCUUAGGUCGGCUUCGGUUUGAGGGAUGCUGGUUGGGCUCGGCUUCUGUGUAAAUCCAUUGUCCAGUGAUCUGCUUUUUGAUUUGAGGGAAGACCAAAGUUGCCUCCUCCUCUUUCCAGAUCCCCCAGGCCCGCGGGUCUCUAAAACGCUUGCCCCCUCAGCACCCGUAAUCGGCCCGGUGCCUCUCUGUACAGUCCCCAAGUCUCGCAUGUGUUUGGCGUGUAUAUAUGACUUUGUAUAUAUACAUUUCAAAGUGCAGAUUUUCUAGCCCCCCGCCCCCGAGUUCUGCCUCUAGCCGGCCACCAAGGCCUCCGCCUACGGCUUCGGGGUGACGGGGACGGCCGCCCCCCAAGAGUCGUUUUCACGAUACCAAAUUCUGAUCACUUUCUCAUCGUCGUCACCCUCUUGUUUGCUUCUCUGGCCCUCACGGCCUAAAUAUAAACGGUGCCAAUUUAAGAGAGCGAAAAACAAACCCCUCUUGUAAUUCGAGGUGCUACGCUGUGAGGGCCCCCUUUGCUUUUACGGACCCAGCGCAGUCAGGAUACAGAAUCUCAAAAUCCCAGAGCCGGAUUGUCCAACCCGUGCCUAAACACGUAUCCUUUCUGUCACCCCUCCGGACAGGUCAUCCGCCUGCUCUGCCGGAGACCACGGACACCUCAGAGUUUUGUUUUUAAUUCAUAAAAUAAAAUUUAUAGGAUUACAACAAAGGAAAGCAGUUAUACCGAAAUUAUCAAAAUAGGAAAAAAAAAACAAGUUUAUGGACCCUCGUUAAAACCCCGGUCUAAUCCAGCCCAUUCCCCAUCUACACUAAGAAGUGGUCAUUGCUCAAAAACCUCCAUAAAGGUGAACCUCGCAAGGUGACCCAUUGGGAUAACCCAAAGGGCUAGGAGAUUUUUCCUAACCUCAAACCUAAAUUUGCUUCCCCUUGUUGCUCCUCGUUCAACCUUCCAAGGUCAAGCAGAAGGAGGGGAAGUGUAUUCAUGGGCCCAGUGACCAGAGAAGGGAGGUUGCAUGAAUGUGGUUUUCUCUACAAAAAAGGAAAUCAAUUAGCCUGCUAAUUGGGGGAGUCCGCCUCCUUCCUCUUGUAGGUCCAUCCAUUCUCUCUCCUCCCUCCCUUCCUCUUCCCUAAAUCUUACCUGUGUGUGGGUCUCCUCUCCUCCUCCCCUUACCUAAUCCCAGUUUGUAGAACCGCGGGCAGAAAAGGCCCAAGAUGUUGGUGGAGUGUCCCAUUCCUAGCAGCCCACCCUGCCCUGCUCUUCCUGGAGGCAAGACUAAGCAGUGUGAGAGAAGGCAACCCCCCCAAUAGAAAUACAAAGUAAAGAAGUCACCUUUCAUUCCCCCUCCCACUCAGGUCACUGCAGAGCUGAGCAGAGGACGUCCUGGGGACUUUUGGCUGGACUUAAAUGGCCCCCUCUGGGCCCAGCCCCUCCAGGCAGGUCAGGAGGGUCCUUAUGGACACAGACUGUGCACUGACUGCGCUAGACGCAUGGCAAUUCCCCUUCCCUCAUCUGUCACUCUGGGAGGCUGAUGCACUCUGACCCCUCACAGGCUUGAGCUGGGAGCCUUGGAGGCUCUCCAGAAAUGCGACUUGUUAGAAAAAUUCUUUACGAAUCCCAGUGGCCACGAACGCUGCUCCGGAAAGCCAGCCAAGGGGAUUCUGUCUAAUGGGCCCUUAGCAGACGCUCUUGGAGGCAGCAGCCCCUUUGAGGAGUGCUUUGUUCUAUCUGGGAGAAAAACCCUCCACAUCUGGAUUGAUCGUGGCCAUCAGACAGAUUCCCCUGCCUUCUUGUGGCGACUGUUGUGGAGGUUGGGAGCUUUGCCCUUCGUGCCUGGGAUUCGCCAUCACCCCUCACUACCAGCUUUGAAAACCGCUGCUCAGUGCUAUGGUUUGUCCCAUCCCCAAGUAAACGGAGGGCCUCCCCUCCCCAUGUCCAAAGCAAAAGGGUUACCCCCCCCUUCCAAAGCAUUAACUCGGCUGCGUAGAUGGGGAAAAAACCAUUCUCCCGGCCCCGACCCCCUCCUCACACUCUCCUCUUCUUCAAUGAUCUUAUUUUUGUAACGACCAUUUCCCAACUUAAUCCGUAUUUUCCAAUCUGAUUUUAACCACUAAUCAUGUAGAAUGCAGCCUGUUGCAAAAAGUGCAGUAGAGCUUGAUUCCAUGGGGACCCCGCCACUGAGGGUAGUCGCCCCUUACUCCGUAGUGUUAAACGGAUCCUUUAAUCUCUUAUUUCUAGUACUGGGCUUGCCCCGGCCAGGUCUGGCCCCUCUACCCCGCUCCACCUGCUCCUCCCCUGGCCUGCUGGAGAGCCUCCAGGCCUUCAAGCAUGGGCUCAGCUGCCCAACCAGCAGCCAAAGCCAAAUGACCCCAGAUCUAGACCUUGGCUUCUGGACCAAGACCGAAGUAAUAAUUCAGUGUUGACGGACCUAGAACCAAAAACAUUGUUGAUGUACCUAGAACCAAAAAGAUUAUAUGAGGAAAGAUAAUAUAUAUGUCUAUGCUAAACAGAAGUACAGAAGUCCCUUUUAUUUAACCGGCUCGAUCCCCCUUGUAAGGUUCAGCCGCUCUCGGAGCAGCUGCUGUGAUGAUUUGGGGCAGAUGUCUGGGUGUAUGACACCGUAAUGUUGACAGAGAUAUACGCCCACAGAUGUGUAUAUAUAAACUGUAACCCUCUGGCUUGGUUAUCACUGCACUUUCUACAGCGUGGGUUCAACGUAUGAACUUUGAUGGUAGUUUUGCCAAUAUGCUGUUUUCUCGGUUCGUCCCUUUCCCUCCAUCAUUCCAACACGUCUGUACAGUUUUUAUUUAAACUCGAGGUCUCAGUGCCAUGACCAUGUGCUAAAUAGAAUUUAUUGGUCCCAAAAUCUUUUACAGAAACACCUUUUGGACAGGGGAAAUAUUUUAUGUACCAGAUAAUCGAUUAACAAGUGAUACACUGUGUCUGCUUGCUCUUUUUUCCUACAAAAUCUGGUUUUUAAGUUCCCUGGGCGAAUUAAAAUCAAAAGUGCCAUAUUCACCUUUUAGAGAAAAGGUCUGGUGUUUGCUUUCAGCCCAAUUGAGACAAUUUUUAUACUUUUUUCAUCUAAACCACCAGAAGAAAAAUUUAUACCAAUAUUUUAGUGUAUAUAAAUGUGCAUAUGUUUUAACAGAUUCAUAGAGAUUUAUGGAAAUGCAGAGGCAUCUUUAAACCUGAGGCAGAGGCUAGAAAAACAAAUGGUGGAGGAUAUGUUCAGCUGUCUUUUCAGUUCUGUUAUAGCUAACUUUCUCGAUUUUAAAUGAAACGAGAAAAAUGGCAUUUAGCGAUCCGGUUACCCUGAAUUUCUUUUUUCUUUUGAGCUAAAACCUUCGAAAAGAUUCAUGGGCUUAGGAAGUGAAUUCUAACAUAAAUUAAUCCUUCCUUGCUGUCCGCCCUUAUACCAAAAGAUGAAUAUAUGACUAAGUGAGUGAGUAACAAUUCUCAAAGCUCUAAUUCGAAUAAUUAUGAGAAAAUCGAAUCUGGAAACUUCAGAUCGAAAUCUAUAAUUCCUGGCUUAUUGGCAGUGGUACGGAAAUUAAUCAAACCAUCCUUUUCUCUGAAUCAUAAACUGUCUCAGUUGGAAACGAUCCCAGAAGUCAUCUCGGCCAAGCCGUACUGGAAAAAGUGCUCCGGGACGACAUCCCCAAGUGUGGUCACCCGGUCCUUGCCCGACCGGGCAAGCCUCCCAGGCGAACCCUUCCGCUUUGGGAGCGUUCUGAUGGGUGGUGGGAAGAGAUUCCCGGCCUCCGGCCGCCACUGAUCUGUCUUCUGCCCUCCGGGGCCAAACGGAAUAAAUCUGAUUCUCCCUCCCCAGCCCCCUGAGCCAGGGCUCCAGGCCGCAUCCUCGGUGCCCCCCGGGCACGCGCUCUAAAGCACUGUUUUCAGAGAGGUUUCCCAGGGUUCCAAAGUCGAAGGCAGUAGGAUAGCGAGCCGGGACUGCCCGGCACCGGGUGACUCGCUUCCCGAUCCGGCCCCAGUCCCCCGGGCUGAGAAAGGACGGGCGAACCGGGUGACUUCUGGUCGUUCCAACUGGACAGACAGCUCCAUGGCCCCCCGACCCUCGCUCUCCCGCCGCCAUCUUCGUGCUGUGAGCCUCGCUGUGCUGCUGCUAUCUAAAUGUCGCUCCCCUCUCACGUCGCCCGCGCUAACGGCCCCCGAAAGUGUUUCUCCUGCCGCUAUUUUCUCACAGUUGGAAAACCUGCCUUUGUUACUCCCGUGGCGAUGAUGGUGUUUUGUUCCCUCCCGACUUUGUGGACUCCGUGACUUGCUUAAUGUUCUCUGUAUUGUUCGUGUGACUCCCCUGCGUGUCCUUUGGGUGUCCCCGAAAAUUUGCCUUUGAUUUCUAGUCCCUGAGACUCAGCCGUGUCAGAGCCUUCUCUGGCCCCUUGUAUGUUGUGUCGUGCGUAACCUUGACGCUGUGAUCAUCGUCCGAAAGACUGUCAAAGAUGGAAGCGUUUCUCUCCCAGCUCCUAUGUUCAAUAGCACGGAUACCAAUCAAACGAAUUAAAACAUCACGGCUUUCUAUUCUG